Messenger RNA from Thelazia callipaeda (thelaziosis nematode), 399 nucleotides. The record is from the annotation of a GenBank genome assembly. Lineage: Eukaryota; Metazoa; Nematoda; Chromadorea; Rhabditida; Thelaziidae.
AUGCUGUAUGGGACAGUUGCUCUACUUGGUGACCUUGCUGCUGUGACAAAUAUUGCUUUAUGUAUUAUUGCUAUAGUAGCAAUUCUUAUUGCAGUAAGAAUGGUUCGUAAAGAGGGUGUAACAGAAUUAAAUUGUAUCGCAGAUAUCUUACCGAGAGCUCUGGACAGUAUUAGCCAUUGUGAGAUGUCUGUCGCUCUUGUUGCUACAAUAGCGAAUUGUAUGAAGAUUCCAGUUGAAGAAAUUUUGAAGGAAUACAGAGACGAUAGUUCUCGAAGAAGACACUUUAUUCUGAAGACAUUUCAGAAUGACUCACUUACAUGGAAAUUAAUGUGGGAAUUUCCAUCAAAAUUUAUCACUUAUGGACAUAUCGGGGAAGAACUUAUCAUCGAAGCCGUGUAA